AUGAAGACAGAAGGAGAACCCCGGCAGAAAAAAGUCAGGUUUCGAAUAUCUUCUGCAAAUAGUGGAAGGGUGCUGAAAGAAGUGUACACUGAUGGAGACCUGGUGGGUUUGCAAGUGUCUGAAUGUGCCCGCAUUUCUGAGACUGAGCAAGGCGGCAGUUACAGUGAAGUGAAUGGAUAUAACGAGCAGCAUUUCUCCCUGGAAAUUGAUGGCAGUGAAAGUGAAUGCGAUGACAUGCUUCUGUUAGCGAGCACCACAAAAGACAGAGGAAUCUAUAGAAAGAGAAUUAAUAUCUUGAGUAAAAAUGGUACAGUAAGAGGUGUCAAACACAAAGUCAGUGCUGGACAGGCACUUUUCAGUAACUUGUCAAAUGGUGCUGUUCAGCCACCACUAACACUAGAAUUUGGAAGAAUAGUAAUCUACACAACUAGCCUUCGUGUUGUGAGGGCAACGUUUGAUCGAUGUGAGUUAGUAAGGAAAAUUUUCCAAAAUCACAGAAUAAAGUUGGAAGAAAAAAACAUUGCUUUGAACAGUGACUAUGGAAAGGAGCUAGAAGAGCGUUGCAAGAGAGCAAAUGAAUCUCCUUCCUUACCUGUAGUGUUCAUCGAUGGCUAUUACUUGGGGGGUGCAGAGAAAAUAUUGUCAAUGAAUGAAUCAGGGGAGCUGCAAGAUCUCUUAACAAAGAUUGAGAAAGUCCAGCACCCACUGGAGUGUUCAGCAUGUGGAGGAUUUGCAUUUGUUCCGUGUUCAGUGUGCCAUGGGAGCAAGAUGUCUGUGUUUCGAAAUUGCUUCACUGAUUCCUUUAAAUGCCUCAAAUGUACCUCUUGCAAUGAAAAUGGAUUACAGCAUUGCAGGCUCUGUGUGAAGUCAAACUCCCAUCAUCAUGGAAAAUAA
Molecule: messenger RNA, 894 nt
Organism: Pristis pectinata (smalltooth sawfish)
Lineage: Eukaryota; Metazoa; Chordata; Chondrichthyes; Rhinopristiformes; Pristidae
Gene: grxcr1a
Product: glutaredoxin and cysteine rich domain containing 1 a
Exons: 4
Coding region: 1-894 (297 amino acids)
Biological process (GO): sensory perception of sound
Source: RefSeq, a predicted model, not a curated record